GGUAAAUCCUCAAAUAAUGGUUCAAGUUCAACACUACGGAAUUGAAAUCUAUUGAGGAAGAAUUUGGAACUUUGGAUUGCAGCACCCUAAGAUCUAAACGCACAAUGGCCUCAAGCUCAAAACAAUAUCAAGAGCCACGCCUUUAACUGAGAAUGUUGCCUUCCAGCCAAUAACAUAAAAACCGUGUUUCAGUAUACAGGGUUACAAUCCACGCCUUCAAAAGUCCGGGCGGGUGUGAGAAGCAAAACCGUUUAAAAAAACGGCCCAAUUCCAACUAACCAACCCAGCCGUACGGCGGAAAAGAGAGUUGUUGUACAUUCAUGGAUCUCCUCCGUUACUCCGCCGCUGGCUUCCGUCCAGCUAAACCUCACCCUUCCUCCCGUACACCUCCACCACAUCGAGGCUUCAUCGCCGUAAGGUCGAGUUUGAGUCUGCCUUUUACUGAGCAGAAAGCGGCUUACUUUAAAGAGCUGGAAGCCGCCGUCGGUGUCGUGGAGAGAGCUUGCCGUCUUUGCGUCAAUGUGCAAAAAACUUUGCUCUCUAGUGAUGGGAGGAUUCUUGAGAAAACCGACGAUACUCCAGUCACCAUUGCUGAUUUUGGAGUCCAGGCCCUGGUUAGCUUAGAAAUGAGCAAAUUAUUUCCAUCAAUUCCGUUGGUGGCUGAAGAGGACUCCAUGUUUUUGCGCUCAAAUAAUCUGGUUGAUGCUGUUGUUAAUGUGGUAAAUGAUAAUUCCGGAGAUAGUCUUACACAAGAUGAGGUUCUAGAGGCAAUUGACCGAGGGGGAAAAGAUGCCUACUCUUUUGGACCUGAGCCAGCCACUUACUGGAUAUUGGAUCCCAUUGAUGGUACUAGAGGGUUUGUAAAAGGUAGUGACGCACUUUACGUGGUAGGCUUGGCUCUUGUGGUUAAUGGGCAGAUUGUGUUGGGAGUUAUGGGCUGCCCUAACUGGAGGGAUAGUCUUCUUUCGAGGUCUAGUAAUGACCCCAUGCCUGGAGUUUUGAUGAUCUCUCAUAUAGGAUGUGGAACAUGGAGGAAGACACUUUGGCUCAAUGAUGCUGGUUUUUUAUCUGAUUAUUGGAACAGAUGCUUUGUUGAUGAUUGUGAUCUAGUGCAGAGAGCACGCUUUUGCAUUCCGGAGAGUCAGACAUGGAAAUCAUUGCCACUAUCAGCUUUAUACAAUGCCACAUCUCAAGCUGAAAAUAUUGGGAAUAAAGAAAUUCUUCUUCUGCGUGCUUGCUGUGGAAGUUUGUGCAAAUAUUUACUGGUGGCUUCAGGUGGGGCAUCUGUUUUUUAUCUCCACGUUAAGGCUGGAAAACUUAUCAAGGUAUUUCUACUAUGUCCAUCCAUUACCAAGUGAUUUGUAGCACUAUUGAUGUCAUCUUAUCCAAAAAUGCAGGCAUGGGAUCAUGCGGUAGGAAUCAUUUGUGUCAAUGAGGCAGGGGGAAAGGUGAGUGACUGGAGAGGGAAUCCACUUGAUUUCUCGGAGGAUAAAGUUGAAAGGAGACUCAUAUACCCCUCGGGCGGUGUGCUUGUGACAAACGACAGUUUACACGAGCCGAUUUUAGGUAUAAUUUCGACAGAUUCAUUGCUCAACAUAUAGUAUUGCCUUUACCACACCUUUUUCCCUUCUCCCCCCCUAAGCUCAUGUCGGUAGGGUGCCCUUGUGUAUAAUUCUUCUGCGAUUUGGCACUUAUUUGUCACCGAGGCUUUGGUUGCCUCAAUUUUUUAUUUUUAUUUUUUCAAAUUCACCCUGAUGUAAGAACAAAUUAUUAAUAUAUAAUGCAUCAUUGGCAAACACAAUGUAGAUAUAUGUAUAGAAAAUUUGACUUUGUAUAAAAAUCACAAAGAAUUGAAUCUUGUGUUCAAACAAAGAGAAAACUAGGUGAUUUACUAGCAAAUUGCAAUAAAUCUUUCUCGCAGCUCAGGCCCUUUGAAGAUACAGAUUAGGAAUCAUCGGCUUCACCUAAAUAAAUGUCUAGUUGUGUUCUGCGUUUUAUGUUUUAAAAUGUGUUUUGUUAUUAUUAUUUUAAAAUGUAUGAAUAAUUAAUUCGAUCCUUUCUAGCUAGCCAUC
Molecule: messenger RNA, 2072 nt
Organism: Oldenlandia corymbosa var. corymbosa
Lineage: Eukaryota; Viridiplantae; Streptophyta; Magnoliopsida; Gentianales; Rubiaceae
Source: the annotation of a GenBank genome assembly